GAUGUGCGUUAAUUAGAACAAACGGGCCCAGAAGUGUCCGCGAGUCCAUGUGGCGAAGUGAAGAGUGAGCCAAGAUGGGAAGAUAUUCGCGGGAGCCUGAGAAUGCGGCAAAAUCCUGUAAAGCCCGGGGUUUCGACCUCCGAGUUCACUUCAAGAACACGCGGGAAACGGCACAAGCCAUCAAGGGAAUGCACCUGCGGAAGGCCAUCAGCUACCUCGAUGACGUGGAAAAGAAGAAGCAGAUAGUUCCAUUCAGACGGUACAAUGGGGGAGUAGGCAGGAAGGCCCAGGCCAAGAACUGGAAAGCUGCUGGUUCCCAGGGAAGAUGGCCAAUCAAAAGUGCUGCCAUCUUGCUUCAGCUACUGAAGAAUGCAGAGAGCAAUGCAGAAGUGAAGAUGCUGAACACCGACAGUUUGGUGGUGGAUCACGUACAAGUGAACCGAGCUGCGAAGAUGAGGAGAAGAACAUACAGAGCUCAUGGGAGAAUAAACCCGUACAUGAGUAGUCCGUGUCAUGUGGAGAUGAUUCUGGUUGAGAAAGAUGAGGAGGUCCGUAAACCAGACGAAGAUGCUCAGACCAGGAAGAAGGUGUCUCAGAAGAAACUCAAGAGGCAAAAGAUGAAGGCUGCCAUGAGUGGUGGUGUAGACUGA
Geodia barretti is the source of this 650-nucleotide messenger RNA. NCBI's taxonomy places the organism in Eukaryota, Metazoa, Porifera, Demospongiae, Tetractinellida, Geodiidae. The record is from the annotation of a GenBank genome assembly.